Molecule: messenger RNA, 3055 nt
Organism: Oncorhynchus keta (chum salmon)
Lineage: Eukaryota; Metazoa; Chordata; Actinopteri; Salmoniformes; Salmonidae
Product: exostosin-1-like
Exons: 12
Coding region: 806-3046 (746 amino acids)
Cellular component (GO): membrane
Molecular function (GO): glycosyltransferase activity
Source: RefSeq, a predicted model, not a curated record
GGAUGCUGGACGAUUCGUAAACUCCACAGGACCCGUGGAAUAUUUUGAAUUAGCACCUAUCUGCGAACUGAGGUUGUAUUAGUAGUGAUUCAACCACAGCCCGGUGAAUGAAAGACUGAGAGAUUGAAGCUUGACGCACCGUAUCACUUUGGUGUAAAUUUGACUCUUGGUCGUUGGAAGAUGCUGUGCUGGGCUCCAGACUGUUGAGGCGCGUGUCAUUUAGGUGACACAGACACUUAACUUUACGGACUGUGUAUCAUUUAUCUGCUAUGUAAUUGGGAGCAAGUGGAUGUACAUGGGAUCCAUACAAUUACGAUCAGGUGGAUGUAUUCAACUGUCACGCAUGAUUGACGCGAAUUUAUAGAGAUUGAGAAAAUAACCCUGAAUUAAAUCUCAUCAGUAAUUCGUGUACGGUAUGCAUGUGUGCCUUGUUGAUCGGACGGAGCUGGGUAGACAAUCAUGGACUGUCAUCAGACGAAGAAUAUGCCAAUGCAUUGUAGGUUCCACAGUCGUAACGAUUGGAAUUGACAUAGCCAGCCUGUACGAGCGCCGGGGAAGUAUGGAGAGACAGGUCUAGAUUCACUCAUUCGGAUUCACCCGUUGAGAGCGAACUUUGGAAACUAAAGUGUUCUCCAUGGAAACUUUUAUGCAGGACUCCGACACACUCAAAGAUGACAGCUGACUCAGACCAGCAGCAUGCUUACCUGUGGAUAAGAGUGAUCCCCGUGGGUUGAGUGUGGACCCCCACGUUCUCCCUGCUCCUUCUCCUGCCUUGGUUCCCAUCACCUUCAGCCCCACUGUCCACAUGCAGGCCAAGAAGAGGUACCUGCUCGUGUCUCUAGGGGCCUGUCUUCUUCUGGUUGCCUACUUGUGGGGACUGCAGAUUGGGGAGUUCCAUCACCAAAGCCACCACCAGCAACUGUACAGAGUCGCCCUGAGCCCUGGCUUGCCCAGACAGCGUUGGCCUGAGUGGAUCCACCCGCUCAACACCUACCUGGAGGACGGAGAGCAGGAGGAGGACAGCCCUCUCCUCCACCACCAGCACACCUCUCCCCGGGAGAGACGGGAGGUCCGUAACAACAUAUACAAGAGCAGGAGGUGCCGCAUGGACACAUGCUUCGACUUCAGCCGCUGCCAGAGGGGGUUCAAGGUGUACGUCUACCCCCUGCUGAAGGGGGAGACGGUGUCUGAGAGCUACCAGAAGAUCCUGACAGCUGUCGAGGAUUCCCGCUUCCACACCACAGACGUCAACGAGGCCUGUCUGUUUGUGCUGGGCAUUGACACUCUGGACCGGGACCAGCUGUCAAGCCAGUACAUUCACAAUGUCAAGGCUAGAAUACAGAGCCUCCCUACAUGGAACGACGGAAGGAAUCACCUCAUAUUCAACCUUUACUCUGGCACCUGGCCAGCUUACACAGAGGAACUGGGCUUUGAUAUUGGCCAGGCCAUUUUAGCCAAAGCCAGCAUUGAUAUGGAUAACUUUAGGCCACACUUUGAUGUGUCCAUUCCUUUGUUUUCAAAAGACCAUUCUCAAAAAGGAGGGGACAAGGGUUAUUUGACACUCAACAAUGUCCCUCCAUCAAGGAAAUAUUUACUGGUUUUCAAAGGGAAGAGAUAUCUGACGGGUAUUGGUUCAGAAACCAGGAAUGCUUUGUAUCACAUUCACAAUGGGGAAGAUAUCAUUCUUUUGACCACCUGCAAGCAUGGGAAGGACUGGGAGAAGCAUAAGGACGCAAGAUGCGACAGGGACAAUGAAGAAUACUCAAAGUUCGACUACCAGGAGCUGCUUCAUAACUCCAGCUUCUGCCUGGUGCCCCGCGGUCGCAGGCUGGGCUCCUUUCGCUUUCUCGAGGCCCUCCAGGCUGCCUGUAUCCCUGUCCUACUGAGCAACGGCUGGGAGCUGCCUUUUUCCGAGAUCAUCGACUGGAGCAAAGCAGCUGUCAUCGGGGACGAGAGGCUCCUGCUGCAGGUUCCUUCAAUUACCAGAUCUGUGGACCAUGACAAAAUAUUGGCGCUCAGGCAGCAGACUCAGUUCCUCUGGGAUGCUUAUUUUUCUUCGGUAGCAAAAAUAGUAUUAACUACAUUAGAGAUAAUCCAAGACAGAAUAAAUUCACACGUAUCCAGGAACAAGUUGAUGUGGAAUUCGUUGCCUGGUGGACUGUACGUUCUGCCUCAGUUCUCCACGGAUGCUGCAGUGUUCCCCUUCUACUACUCCUCUCUGGGUAAGAUCCCGUCCCAGGAGUUCACUGCUGUUAUCCAGGCCGUGACUCCUCUCCAAUCUCAGCUGCAGCCCAUAGUCAAGCUCGUCAUCGCUGUUGCCAAAUCCAAGUUCUGUGCACAGAUAAUUGUGCUGUGGAAUUGUGACAAGCCUUUACCUCCGAAGAGCAAGUGGCCCUCCACCACCGUGCCUAUCACUGUCAUUGAGGGAGAGAGAAAGACAAUGAGCAGUCGCUUUUUCCCCCAUGAAGUGAUCCUCACAGAUGCUGUCCUCAGUCUGGACGAGGACUCUGUCUUGUCGACUAAUGAGGUUGACUUUGCCUUCAUUGUCUGGCACAGUUUCCCAGACAGAAUUGUGGGCUACCCAGCACGCAGCCAUUACUGGGAUGGCAGCAAAUCAAGAUGGGGCUACACCUCCAAGUGGACUAAUGAGUACUCCAUGGUGCUCACAGGGGCUGCAUUCUAUCACAGGUAUUAUCACUACCUGUACACUCACUACUUGCCAACCAGCCUUCUCACCAUGGUGGAUCAGAUGGCCAACUGUGAGGACAUCCUCAUGAACUUCCUGGUUUCUGCUGUCACUAAGCUCCCACCUAUUAAAGUCACCCAGAAGAAGCAGUACAAGGAAACCAUGAUGCAGCAGGGUUCUAAGACGUCCCGGUGGGCCGAUCCGGACCACUUUUCCCAGAGACAGACCUGUAUGAACUCAUUCAGCGGCUGGUUUGGGUUCAUGCCUCUGCUGCACUCCCAGAUGAGACUGGACCCUGUGCUUUUCAAGGACCAGGUCUCCAUCCUGAGGAAGAAGUACAGGGACAUUGAGAGGCUGUGAACCCCCCCC